Messenger RNA from Cercospora beticola, 2289 nucleotides. RefSeq names its product HET domain-containing protein. NCBI's taxonomy places the organism in Eukaryota, Fungi, Ascomycota, Dothideomycetes, Mycosphaerellales, Mycosphaerellaceae. The record is from RefSeq and is a predicted model, not a curated record.
AUCAAAUUUUCAUCAACGCCAUGCUUUACAGAAUGGAGAAAAUGUAACGCAGGCCUUGGAUUUCAUCUUCUCACGAUGCCAGUCAGCCUGUCGCCGCGACUCGAUGAUAAUUUGGACACGGAUGAUGAGCUGGAACCUGCCAAUACGGACCCAAGAUUCGAAUGGGGCUUCGGCAGUUUGACCCUCGAAGCCGGAGAGCACGCUGAGCACGACUUCCACAAGGACGACCGAGCGUUUGCAAACACGCCAGAUCCAGGCGCUUCGCACAAGAAGAAACGACAGCGUGAGAGUGAUGCCGCUUUCGCUUUGGUUGAGGAUUUUGAGUACAAGACUGUAGCCGACGGCCACGCAUUCCGCUUGGUAGAAGUGCAUCCGGGCACUGGAUCUAGCCCCAUUGAAUGCACGCUGAGCUGGGAAGACUCAAAGCACCCGCAGAGAUCCUACUACUGUCUGAGCUACUGCUGGCAGACCGUGGAGCGCACUUCAUCAAUACUUCUUGAUGGCUGCCGCUUUCCGGUAACGAAGAACUUACUCUGCGCAUUGCAGAAUUUGAGGAAACCUCGCAAGCCCCUACUGAUUUGGAUUGACCAGAUCUGUAUCGACCAGCACAAUGACCAGGAGCGUGGUCACCAAGUUUCGAUCAUGCGAUUGAUCUUCAACCAGGCACAUCAGGUCUAUAUCUGGCUUGGUGAGCACGAUGAUCGCAGUAAGCAGUUGUUCGAAUAUGCCGAGAAGAAACGCAGUGGCGACGAUAGUCCGAGGCGUGUCCUGAAUCGUCUGCUCAGUCGAAAGGAGUUGCGGGACGCCAUCGAGCGACUGCUAGAACGACCGUGGUUUCAACGUGUCUGGGUGUUGCCCGAAGUCGUCUUGAGUAAGCAUACCAGAGUCGUCUGUGGCCGUACACGAAUCAGCUGGGACAACUUCGUUAGACUGAUUCGAGACGAACUACCAACCCCAUCGCCUGGCUUCAAGAAGCGCAUGUCGCUGCUCGGCAACUCGCGACAACGACUGGCGAUCAUAUCGCAAAUGAUUGCCAGCCAGAAAGAGGCACUGGCGCACACGGACAUCACACAGCUUCUCAUUCUUGGCAAGAGCAGUAAAGCGACCGACCCUCGAGACAUGGUCUAUGCGUUCUAUGGUUUGACUUACCUCACCACGGCAGUGAAUUAUUCAAGAUCGGCAGAAUGGCUUUUCAUCGAAGUCACGCACAUGUACAUCAACGCGCUUCAAUACGAAGCCUCGUACGACUCUGCGCAUAAUUUGACUGACCACCAAAAGACCUUUCAGCUCAUGAGCAUAUUGUACAGCGCUGGUGCCCUCCACCAGCAUUAUGAGCUGCCAUCAUGGAUUCCAGACUGGACAUACUCGUGGCACAUCGCACCAGUCUGGGCUUCGGGCAUUCCCAACUUCGUUCCUGCCUUUGGCAAGGAUGAAUGGACGACUGGUAUACGAAGUGAACAUCGCGCUGGUGACGACAAACUGGAGACGUUUGAAAUACUGGAAGGAAGUCGCGGACAAUUGAGGAUAUCGGCGCUCAUAUUCGACAAAAUCCUGCUCGUUGACGAACUCACCCCUGCGUCAACGCCCGCUGCCAGCCAGGAAAUCUCUCGCCCAAGCAGCGCUGGCCACGAUUCACCUGAGAUCCGAUAUGGGAGACAUUUCUUCACCACCAUCAAUGGCCACGUGGGAAUGGCGACCCCUGGCAUCGUAGCUGGGGACGAAUGCGCGAUAUUGUUGGCGGGUGAUGUGCCUGUCAUUUUGCGACCUUGCCCGGACCCAGCAAGGAAGAGCAGAAUCUUCAAGCUGCUUUGUGAGUGCUACAUACAGGCUCCCGCGGUCAUGUCUGGCGAUCUACUGCGCAACAAUUGGACCAAUGCCGAAGACAUUGUGCUGAUUUGAAAAUGCUCUAUGCCCUCGUCCCAGUCAUCAUGUUUGACACAUGGACGUUUGUUCAAUUUGAGAGCGAUCGCAUCUCAUGCGGCUAUCAGAUCCGGGUCCAAUGAAUAUGCACAUGGUUUGCAACAUGAAACACAGACAAACGGAACAGUCGCACUGCCUUGCAGAGCACGAAUCGGUACGGCCCAGAUUCGCGGUACUCCUGCCAGCCAUCGGUUUCUCACUGGCCGCGCUCCGCCCGAACGCUCCAGAUGCCGUCACGUUUACAAUGCGGGUCGCACAAGGCCAACUCCCCGGCUCGAGCCAGGCGCAUUCCUCAGAUGUGUGUGGCCCGGCACAUCUGGCUGCGCGCAGCCGAUAUGAGCGGGAGUUGUGUACGGGGGCCGCGUGCCG